Messenger RNA from Aegilops tauschii subsp. strangulata, 2682 nucleotides. The record is from RefSeq and is a predicted model, not a curated record. NCBI's taxonomy places the organism in Eukaryota, Viridiplantae, Streptophyta, Magnoliopsida, Poales, Poaceae.
CCAGUUAGGAGAGGGCCCACCACUAGGACACAUUCUAAUGUGUUAGAGGACUUGAAACCAGAUUUCAGACCAUCAUCAGAUGAAGAAGAUACUGGGUUGCUAUUGGAUAGUGAAGAUGAUGAAUUUGAGCCACUAGCAUUUGUCCUACCAAAAGGAAGGAAAAGUAGGGCCAUGAAAAGGCCAGCAAGUAUAUGGUAUAAUGAAAAACUGGAGCAAACACAUCAACAGUUAUGUAUGCACAUGUGUUUCAAAAAUCAGCAACAAUUCAGAGAUGCUCUGUUGAGCUUGCACAUUACACAGGCCAGAAAUUUCAGGUAUCAUAGAAACUCAGACAAAAGGAUAAUUGUUUGCUGCAAACAAGAGCAUUGUCAGUUCUUCAUAGUUGCAGCAGUUAUCAAAGGGGAGAAGACAUUUGCAAUAAAAAAAUGAGGCUGCAGCACACUUGCCCUAGCACUACAGAGACAUCAAGGGUUAGUGCAAAGUGGCUUGCACAGACAUAUGAGUCCCUGUUCAGGUCUGAUCCAAACACAAGUAUUUUGGCUCUGAUUGACAAGUGCAAUGAGAAGUAUGGUGUUGAUGUGCCCAAGCACAUGGCCUAUAGGGCCAAAAACCUUGCUGUAGAGGUUGUUUUAGGAGAGCACAAGAAACAGUAUCCCAGGCUGAGGGACUAUGCUCAAACAAUCAUGGAUACAAACCCUGGGAGUAGAGUUAUAGUUAGAACUGUAACCCCAAAACCUACUACAAAAAUACCACAUCCAGGACCAAGGUUUCAUGCUAUGUUCUUCUGCAUCUAUGGAGCAAGGGAGGGCUUUCUUAGUGCAUGCAGACCAUUCAUAGGUUAGUGACAUGUUUUAUAUGAUGUAUAUGCUUUAUUUUAGUGCUUUAUUUAGUAGGUUAGUAGUGUUAUAUAGUGAGUAAAAUAGCUCCUUGCUUUUAUAUGACAUAUAUAGAAUUGUGUAUAAAUUUUUGUAGAUGACAUAUAUAGAAUAGUUAGUUACUGAAUUUGGUCUUACAAAUGCAAUAUAGGUGUUGAUGGCUGCUUUAUUAAGCUCACCACUGGAGCUCAAAUACUUGCUGCCACUGGCAGAGAUGGCAACAACAACAUUUUCCCACUGGCAUUUGGUAUUGUUGGACAAGAGGAUACAGCAAAUUGGUGUUGGUUUCUGCACCAACUGAAGAUAUGUCUAGGAGGAGAAGUUGGACAAUUUGGUCCUUAUACUAUCAUGUCUGAUAGACAGAAGGGCCUACUAAAUGCAAUUUCUCAAGUAUUUCCCAACUGCCACCAAAGAUUUUGCCUUAGACAAUUGUAUGCAAACUUCCAGAAUGCUGGGUUUAGGGGAGAAGAUCUUAAGAAAUGCAUGGAUAAUGCUAGUUAUGCUUAUAACCAAUACAAGUUUGCCAUUGCAAUGAAUGAUCUAAAAAAUGAGAGUGAGGAAGCUUGGAAGUGGCUGAGUGGAAUACCUGCAAGAUUCUGGGCUAGGCAUGCUUUUGACACAAAUUGUAAGACAGACUUGGUUGUUAACAACCUAUCUGAGCUGUUCAACAAGUACAUCCUUGAUUUUAGGAAAAAAACCUAUUAGGACUAUGAUUGAUGGUAUUAAGAAUAAGCAGAUGGUGAGGUGGCAUAGGAAUAGAGAGAGUGGAAAGGAAACUCUGUGGGAGAUCACACCCUAUUAUGCUGAGAAGUUAGAGGUGGAAAAGGAAAGGGCCAGAUUCUGUAAACCCAUUCAAGCUGGUGUUAAUCUAUGGCAAGUAACCAGUGGGCAGCAAACACAUGCUGUCAACUUGGCACUUCAUACAUGUGGUUGCAGAAAGUGGGACCUGAGUGGGACACCAUGCAACCAUGCAAUAUCAGCAAUUAACAAGGCAAAAAGGUUUCCAGAGGACUAUGUAUGUGAAUUCUUCAAAAAACCAUUUUACCUAGCAGCUUAUGAACCAAUGAUAUAUCCUGUUCCUGGUGAACAUGAUUGGACAAAGACAACAGGACCAGACAUAGAGCCACCUAAAUUUCAUGUGAAGAAAGGAAGAAAGAGAGAAAAGAGGAUAAAGGGCAGAUUUGAGGUUCCAAAGCCAAAGGAGAGUUCAAGAAUGGCCACUAUAACAUGCAGCAACUGUGGGCUGCAAGGCCAUAGAUACACCAGCUGCAGCAAACAAUUGAAACCAGAGUUGGCUUUGAGAAAAAAUAAGCAUGUGGUAAGCACCUUGUUAACUAGUACUAUGUUUUGUAUUUAUUGUAUGUUUCCUUCUCUUCAUGUUUCCUUCAUUUUUGCAAGGCAUCUAGAAGACCAAGGAAUGUUGAUGAAGCAAGGGCACAGGCUGCACCAGCAAGGGCAGAGGCUGCACCAGCAAGGGCACAGGCUACACCAGCAAGAGGAGAGGCUGCACCAGCAAGAGCACAGGCUGCACCAGCAAGAGCACAGGCUGCACCAAGAGCUGGUGCAAGGCAUGGUGCUGCAAGGCAUUCAAGGCCUUUCUCUGCACCAAGAGCUGCUGCUGGGGCUUCCACUUCUGGUGCUUCCACUUCUGCUGGCCCUACAACUCAUACUGGAUGGAUGUCCUUUUUAACUGCAAGUGGAAAUACCUGAGUGUCAUGUGUCAUGUUUCUAAACUAUGGCAGUUAUGCCCAAGAGAUGAGGGGGCAAGUUAUGUAUGUUUGAAACCAGUUAUAAUUUUGGGUUGACA